Molecule: messenger RNA, 1116 nt
Organism: Salvia hispanica
Lineage: Eukaryota; Viridiplantae; Streptophyta; Magnoliopsida; Lamiales; Lamiaceae
Source: RefSeq, a predicted model, not a curated record
AUGUCUUCUAGUGAAAACUCAUCACUUUCAUCGGAUUCAAGUUCUGAUGAUUCAAAUAUCAUAGCACUCAAUGAAUGGGAGGAACGAGUUUCUCAACAAAAUCAUCAAAUCUAUACAAUUGUUGAGAACAUGUUAUCCGCCAAUCACAAUCUAAUUGUAGGGGCUCAAGCUUCUACAGUUAGAAAAAGGUAUUGUGAAAGGCAACGCGAGAUUGGUGCUGAGCGUUUGAUCAAUGACUACUUUAGUCCCAACCCGACAUAUGGGCCAGAGGUCUUCCGACACCGAUUUCGCAUGCACAAAUCUGUAUUCCUUCGGAUUGUAGAAGCUGUUACUGCUAAUGAUGAGUAUUUUCAAGAGAGACGCGAUGCUACAGGGAGACAAAGUUUGUCAUCGUUACAGAAAUGUACCGGAGCUAUGCGGGUGCUGGCGUAUGGGACAUCAUCCGAUGUCGUUGAUGAAUAUUUGCGGAUGAGUUCAACGGUGACGAGAGAUUCUCUAAUACAUUUCGUUGAAGGUGUUAUCUCAUGUUUUGGUGCCACAUAUCUUAGAAGACCUACUGAACAAGAUCUCGCUAGACUUCUAUAUGUAGCAGAUCAACGUGGUUUUCCAGGUUCGUGCAAUGAUAUUAAUGUACUCCAUAGGUCUCCUGUUUUUGACAUAUACCCUGCAUGGGCUGCAUUUGUGAAGUCAAUUGCUUCUCCACAAAUUCAAAAGCAUAAGUUGUUUGCUCAAUUCCAAGAGUCUAUCAGAAAAGAUGUUGAGCGAGCAUUUGGAGUCCUACAAGCGCGUUUCGCAUUUUUGCGAAGGCCAUGCCUUGUCUGGGACAAGAUGUUGAUGGGAAAAAAUAUGAUUGCUUGUAUAAUCAUGCAUAAUAUGAUAGUAGAAGAUGAACGUGAUACAUAUCAAAAUUAUUAUAAUCCUACUGAGUUUUUUGAAGAUACACCUACAAGAGCACAAGAAGGAAAUGCUGAAGCUUUUUGCUACUCUACUCAACGGAUCGGGAGUUUGUUUUCUUAUAUAACAAAUCGAGAUCAACUCCGCAAUAGAGAAGCUCAUAUUGCCCUUCGAGAUGAUUUGAUUGAGCACAUUUGGGAUAAAUUUGGCACAAAUAGUUGA